Lolium rigidum is the source of this 1001-nucleotide messenger RNA. RefSeq names its product ADP-ribosylation factor-like protein 8c. The record is from RefSeq and is a predicted model, not a curated record. Lineage: Eukaryota; Viridiplantae; Streptophyta; Magnoliopsida; Poales; Poaceae. The transcript has 6 exons. The coding region runs from base 164 to 721 and encodes 185 amino acids. Gene Ontology annotation, biological process: protein transport. Gene Ontology annotation, molecular function: GTPase activity; GTP binding.
CCGUCUGCGGCCAACGCACGUCUCCUGUCGUCUCGUCCUCGUCUUCCUUCCUUCCUUCCUCGCUUCCUUCUCCCUCCCAAAUCAGCAAUCGCGGAUUCCCUCCUAGCUAGAUCCGGCGGGACGCACAGGCAACGAUCUCGCGCGGCGGCAAAGGCAAGGCGUCAUGGGUCUCCUCGACUCGCUCCUCAACUGGCUCCGAAGCUUGUUCUUUAAGCAGGAGAUGGAGCUCUCCCUAGUUGGCCUGCAGAAUGCUGGAAAGACAUCUUUGGUCAAUUCGAUUGCUACUGGUGGCUACAGCGAGGACAUGAUUCCAACUGUUGGCUUCAAUAUGAGGAAAGUUACAAAGGGAAAUGUCACAAUUAAACUUUGGGAUCUUGGAGGGCAACGGAGAUUCCGAACCAUGUGGGAGCGCUACUGUCGUGGAGUUACUGCCAUUCUAUACGUUGUCGAUGCGGCUGACCGAGAUAGCGUUCCGAUAGCUAAAAGUGAAUUGCAUGACCUGCUGACAAAACAAUCUUUAGCUGGGAUUCCUUUACUUAUCCUUGGCAACAAAAUCGACAAGUCAGAGGCACUUUCUAAGCAGGCAUUAGUUGAUCAGCUAGGUCUGGAAUCUAUAACGGACCGUGAAGUUUGCUGCUACAUGAUCUCCUGCAAGGACUCGGUGAACAUAGACGUUGUCAUGGAUUGGCUUAUCAAGCAUUCCACAACAGCAAAAAAUUAGGGUCGUUGUUUGUUUGUGCCCCUUCAUGUGUGCCGGAAUGAAUUUAGUUUGCAGUUUGCACAUCUGUGUCCCUUCAUGUGUGCCGAGAUGAAUUUAGUUUGCAGUUUGCACAUCUCCGGUUUUAUGACCCAGAAGGGGAAGGUAAAAGGCGACAACCUUGUAAUGUGUGAUAUAUCUUUGGUGUCACUGAUGUGUGGUGUUUAGUACUUGAGCCUUAGAAUCUUGUAUUAUUACUUUGUAAAUACCUUUAAUCUUUGAUUAUUCUUUGGUGUGCAUGCGA